Molecule: messenger RNA, 762 nt
Organism: Meloidogyne enterolobii
Lineage: Eukaryota; Metazoa; Nematoda; Chromadorea; Rhabditida; Meloidogynidae
Source: the annotation of a GenBank genome assembly
AUGAUAGGAGAGGAUUAUCGUGAACAAUAUAAAGAAAAUGAUGUAGAUCCACCUCUUUGGGCCGAACAAAUUGCACAAAGCAAUGAAUUAGAAAAAAGUUUUUAUCGAACAGUACCUCUUGACGAUUAUGGAAUGACUGAUUUAGAUACAGACGAGGGAGGAUUUGGACAAGAAGGAGGGAAAUACUUGACACAAAAAAUAUUGCAAGAUUUUGAAGAAAAAAUUGGGCAGGGCAAACUUGAAUUAACUGAUUCCUUAAUUGUGCAUGUGGAUUCGCCUGAAAAUCGGCCGCUUAAUGAAUUUGAAGAAGUAAUGGAUUUAUUUGGAAAAGACAAAAUAUUCGUUAAUUCUGGACGUCCUUUUAGUGAAGAUGAUUGUGAAAGUUUGAGUACUUUUACUGAAAAUGAACGUGAAAGACGUAAAAUAAAUACUCGAAAACGUUCAUUUAAACCUCCACUUUUAUUAAACAAAAAUGAAGUUAAACAAAAAAUACAAAAUAAUCGACGUCGAAAAUGUGCUUCAGAUGCUCGUUAUCGAAAUUUGUCUGCUUAUAAUGGCUUUCUUUCAAAUGACUUUGAAUGGGAUGAUGAUGCUUUUAUUGGUUAUCAGAAUAUUUCUGUUGAUAAUUCUUUUGACAAAUUGCCGGAUAUUCUUUUGGAUGGGGAAUUUAAUGAAACUAAAAAGGUUUUUAGUCUAAUAUCAUUUUUAAAUAUACCCGAUACCAAUAUAUUUCUGUUUAAUCUACGGUUUAUAUUCUUCUAA